AUGUCCCGCAAAUCCGACAUGUUGGUGUGGUUGACAGCUCUGUGCCUUGCUACAGCAGAGCCUGUGACGGAGAGCUUCACGGUGUAUUCUGAGCCAAUCAAGCUGCGCUAUGGUGAAGUAUACAACAAGCAGCAGGGCCCGAUGCCUCUGCCGCAAAAUAUCGUGGAGCGAUAUUUCGAACAGGGAAAGGCAAUGGCCAUUUCCGGUUUCGAUGUAGACGUGGUCCGAAAGGAUGCAGCAGGCACAGAGUCUCAGGUCAAGCUCAGCGACCAUUAUUUGCAUCACUACAUUCUGGCGAUGGGCGAUAACAGCACGAUGAUGAAGAUUCAGGAGCAGGCUGCCAAGGACGAGAUGUUUGCUCGGAUGCUUCAUGGAUGCCAUGGCAUGACGCAGUCGCAUGUCCAGUCUUUUCUGACGCGCUUGACAGACACCCCCGAGCUGGUGUACUUUGGCAGUGCGGCUGGCGCUGAGUACCGGCACAACCCACAAAGAUAUCAAGCACCUUUCCGCAGAUUGAUCCAAAAGCCCCACCUUUGGGCACCAACCUUCCACGUAAUCAACACCAACAGGCCUUCGCAAAACACAUCUCUGCCGCCGUCGAAGCUGCUGGAAUGCCCGUGUACGCCGCAGCGGAAGAUUGAUGUCAAGCAAGGGAAGAUUGACGGGAAAGAUCCUUUCCCACCUAUCCAGUGCAGCCCGGAGUUCGAAAAGACCGGAAAUCCUUCCUGCCACCUCGCCACCUACGUCGGCGGAUGGCGCUGCUGCGAUCACGGCGUGUUCCUGAUCGACACGGACAAAGAGUGCAGUGAUCCCCGGUGUUCGGAGGAACCGCAGGACGAGGUCUUCAUGAAGUACACCUUCUACUUCGAGGAUGCCCGCCCCGACAUGCGUCAGAUGGAGUACGCUGCUUGCUGCGAUGUCACCAGUGAUCACCAGGGACAUGAAAACGUCGAGUACGACAUUCCCGCCUGUGCGACGGGUACCCCUCCAGAGAAGUGCUUGCAUGUAGUUGAAGCGGUGCAGCCCGUGGCCUUCUACCAGGGUCAUGUGAAGAAUCCCGACCACAAGCACAAAGCAGACGAACUGGUGGACCUCGUCUUUGCAGCUCCCCACCUUCAUCUCGCCGGAUUGUCCCUCGAACUCAUCGACGACGUCACGAACAAAACCCUUUGCUCCGUCUUCGCCAGCCCCGACAACCAAGGUGGAGUAAUGUAUGGGACUGGGAAUAAGCCUGGAAACGAAAACGGAUACUUGGUCGGACUCCGUCCUUGUACUUGGGGCAGUGAUGCUCCUCGCUUCCAGCGAAAUCAUCCCAUCAGGUCGCGAGUGGUCUACAACGCAUCCCAAAGCCAUACCGGUGUCAUGUCGCUCUGGUUGAUGGAUGUUUCAUCUGCUCCAGAUGGUGACUUCGUAGUGCACGGAGCGCGAGACAUGUGCAGACGGAAGAAAAAAGAGGUGACCGUGGAGCUCACCGAAGGUGAGCCGGAAGCGCGGUCUGGGUCUGGAGGCUUUCCCACACCGCUGCCAUCCCGUAUCACCUCUUCCAUCCAGUUCCGCUCCGCGGGCGCUAUCAGCGGAUCGCUGUGUGCCGCCCGACUUUCUGAAGCAGUUUUUCACCUCUUCAAAGUAGAGACUAGGCCGCCGUGGCGGCAUGUAUUCUCGAGGAAUCCAAGGCUUCUUCUUGAUUUCAUACUGCUUUUUUUUGGGGGGGGUUUUGUUGUGGUUGGCUCACGUGUGGCGUGGGGGCAAUUCCCCAAAGCCCACACAUGCUACAGCUCCAAGCAUGAUAUGGGAGUUUCCGAAAAUAAGGAGGUACCUUAUUUGGGGGUCCUUCUAAUAAGGAGCCCACGAAUUCGGGUACCAUAUUAG
Symbiodinium sp. CCMP2592 is the source of this 1869-nucleotide messenger RNA. NCBI's taxonomy places the organism in Eukaryota, Dinophyceae, Suessiales, Symbiodiniaceae. The record is from the annotation of a GenBank genome assembly.